UUGCAGUUAGAGUCAAAGGGUUCGCCAAAUCACUACUGUUUACUGCUGGCAUGUUUCUUGUACUUCCAAACAGUUUUUUGUUGUCUGAAAAUUAAAUUUCAGCAACGGUCUACAGAUGUCUGUGAAACUAAGUGCUUCAAAUGGCAACAAAUCUUGAAUAACUCUGGUUCGUUCUCGAAGAUGACGUUUCGGGGAUGCUAUGACAAGAUGUUUGACCUAAUGAAUCCCACUACUCAAGCUAUCCCAGACCACAAUUUCUGCACUUGCGGUUUCUUUAUCUGGCGAGGCUCAACUGACGUGCCUGUCUGA
This is a messenger RNA of Cooperia oncophora, 309 nucleotides long. Lineage: Eukaryota; Metazoa; Nematoda; Chromadorea; Rhabditida; Trichostrongylidae. The record is from the annotation of a GenBank genome assembly.